GACCCCAGAAACUCAAAUCUAGAAGCAGAAGAAAAGGCGCCGAGGAUCAAUUUCACAGGGCAGUAGCUAGCACUGGUCAAGGCAAGCCGAAUGAAAGCCAGGGUGGUAGUAGUGCAGUCGUGCGAUAGGGACGACUUUGUUCCUGGAAUGCUCUAGAUUGCCUAUUCUGAUCUGGCCAAGGAAAAAAAGGGCCCGCGAGCGAGGAACAGAGGUCGUUUUCAGUCAGGGGCGGGUCCGGAAUUGGUCAGUACCUCGUUUACUCCUUCCUUUGGCAAGACCGGACAAUAUAAAGGGGAAAGACGGCUUUCGGCUCCCCUUUUCCCCAGGCACCAACGUCAUUCUGAUCACGAUUUUCACCUCCUCUCCUAUCGAUAUGCAGGCGUCACUAAUUUCGCUCGUCGCUCUUGCGGCCCUACCAGCUGCUGUGAGCGCCCAUUUCCAGCUGCAGCUUCCUAAGUCUCGAGGCUUUGACGAGGACAUCGAGAACGAGGCGCCCUGCGGCGGCUUCAACGCGUCGGCGACGCGGGCACCGUGGUACUACCAGAAAGGUCCUAUCCAGAUCAACUCGGAGCAUGAUACAGCCACCGUCAACAUCUACGUGUCGUACGACAGCAACCCAACGACGCUUACAAGCUUCACCAGCAAUGCACUGAAGACAGACGUCAAGAUCACAGGAGAAGGCGAGUUCUGCUUCAACAACAAUGUUGCUGGCACCCAAGCAACGAACGGGGUCAAUGCUACCCUCAUGGUCGAGUAUAUCAGCACAGUUCACGGGCAUUUGUACCAGUGCUCCGAUGUGACCUUCUCCUCGAACCAGACGCUCAACGAGGGCAUCACCUGCACCGACGCCCUUACGGCCACCAAGAAUCUCAACGAUGCCGCCGUUCAGGCUGCGGGUGGCGAGACGUCCAACUCAUCGUCAUCAAACACGUCCAACACCACCACGUCAUCGGGGAGUACCAGCAGCCAUCAUGACGGUGCCAUUGCAUUCCAUUCUGACCUGCUCGUUCUGUUGAGUGUCACCGUGGGCGCAGCCUGCCUUGGCCUAGCUGUCCUGUAGUCUAGUCCC
Acaromyces ingoldii is the source of this 1069-nucleotide messenger RNA. RefSeq lists its product as hypothetical. The transcript has 5 exons. Bases 374 to 1060 code for a protein of 228 amino acids. NCBI's taxonomy places the organism in Eukaryota, Fungi, Basidiomycota, Exobasidiomycetes, Exobasidiales, Cryptobasidiaceae. The record is from RefSeq and is a predicted model, not a curated record.